AUGGUAGACAACAAUGAUUUCAUUGCUGUCAAAUGGCAUCUUCAUAUGUUUAUCGGAGGUAUUAUAGCCAAGAUAACUAAUGUGAUACAUUCUAAUGGGAAGAUAUCCCUCUAUUAUGAGAACAUCCCCAUGGGACACGAGGGCGUUCUACCGAACAAUAAAUUUGCAGGUUUAAUUCAGUGUGGAAAAAAGUCCGAAGAUGUGAGAAAAGUUGAAAUAAACACUCCUCGACAAUGGAUAGCAAGUGACACGUUAGUGGAGUUUGAACCUAUCGAGAUAAGUUGUUCAAAACACGACUCCAUUGAAAAAUGCCAAAAUGCGACAACAUCAAGUGUGAAAUGUAUCUGGUAUGCAAAAGCAAAUAUGUGCAUUAACAGAGAUGAUAAUGAUGUUAAA
Molecule: messenger RNA, 396 nt
Organism: Schistosoma bovis
Lineage: Eukaryota; Metazoa; Platyhelminthes; Trematoda; Strigeidida; Schistosomatidae
Source: the annotation of a GenBank genome assembly